This is a messenger RNA of Sporothrix brasiliensis 5110, 933 nucleotides long. Its product is annotated as oxidoreductase. The record is from RefSeq and is a predicted model, not a curated record. The coding region runs from base 1 to 933 and encodes 310 amino acids. Gene Ontology annotation, molecular function: NADP binding; oxidoreductase activity, acting on the CH-OH group of donors, NAD or NADP as acceptor; NAD binding. The transcript has 2 exons. Lineage: Eukaryota; Fungi; Ascomycota; Sordariomycetes; Ophiostomatales; Ophiostomataceae.
AUGGCACCCUCGGUCUUUUUCGUCGGUCUUGGAAACAUGGGCUCCGCCAUGUGCAAGAACGUUGUGCAAAAGGCCAACCUCGAUAAGCCCCUCGUCGUCUACAACCGGAGCAAAGACCGGUCGACGGCGCUGGUCGAGGAGCUCGCCGCGCCGGGCAAGGUGACCAUUGCCGACAGCGUGGUCGCCGGCGCGAAAGAGGCGGACAUUGUGUGGACGAUGCUCUCCGCCGAUGCCAUCGUGGAGAGCGUCUUUGACGAGGUGCUGUCGUCCGACGCCAACCUCGAGGAUAAGCUGUUCAUCCAGAGCGCCACCAUCCACCCGGACACCACCGAGCGCCUCGCCGCCAAGGUCGAGAAGCGCGGUGCUCUGUUCUUGGCCGCGCCCGUCUUUGGCGCCCCCGCCAUGGCCGAAUCGGGCGCUCUCGUCGGCGUGCUGUCCGGCGCAGCUGCGGCCGUCGACCGCGCCCAGUUUCUGUUCAAGGGCGUCACCUCGCGCCACGACAUCCUGCUCAAGGACGCGCCCGUGUCGCACGCGGCACUCCUCAAAGUCAUUGGCAACACGUUUAUCCUCAACAUGGUCGAGCAGCUGGCCGAGGGCCACGUGCUGGCCGAGAAGACGGGGCUGGGCACGGGCGCAAUGCACCAGCUGAUGCAGGCCAUCUUCCCGGGCUCCUACGUGGCCUACUCGGAGCGCAUGAUGUCGGGGCAGUACUACACGAUGGAGCGGCCGCUGUUUGCCGUCGACCUGGCGCGCAAGGACAUUGGCUACGCGCUGAGGCUGGGCGAGAAGGUGGGCGUGACGCUGCAGAACGCGCGGACGGCCGACGCGCACCUGGUGGAGGUCAAGGCGCACGACGGCGAGACGGGCGACGUGGCGGGCAUCUACGGCGCCGUGCGCCAGGAGUCUGGCCUGCCCUACGAGAACCUGAAGUAG